UGCUUGUCCACCCCAGCUCACGGGCACUGGCAGAGAUGUUUCGCACUCUCCCCAUCUCCUAGUAAGGUCUCAUCUCUCUCUCUACCCUCUCUCUCUGCAAGUUGUUUGCAUUUCCAGUACAGUUCUCACUUGAAGCCUGUGACCAUCGUUUCAGUUCUUGGUUGAUCAUGAGUAUUUGUCAUCUUUGAACUGAUAUAGAAGUUCAUGUGCCUCUUCCGUGCGUUGUUGAUUCUGGAAAGUUAAUCCGUUUUGCUGAUAGUGUGUAGCGGUUGAUGGGCAGUGGUCGUUUUUUCCUAUGAUUGGUAAUUAUCAUCUUUCGAAAUGAAGGUUUGGUUACUGAGAGUUUCUGCUUCUUUUCCCUUUCACAUCUGAAAUACGAAAGAACAUUGCGAAGUGGGCUGAUAGUCUUGGGUUCAGGUUUCUAACUUGGAACCCUCCAGACAUGAUGAUUCUUUGACAAUUUGACAUGUUAGAUGUAAGCUAGUUCCAUGUAUAAGAAAAGUUCGAAUGACUCCAGAAUCAAUACAAUUUGUGAAUCCCGUGUUAGGGACUGUGAUUCCGUUGACGGGAUGGAUCCUCAUUGCUAAACUGGCUUUCUUUAGUAAUUCUUGAACCCUGUUCCAGAUUAAAUCACCGUAUUGCAGUGUGGCAAUGUUCAGUACUUCUAUCAGACAAAUUCUUGUUUUCCUUUUGUUGUAUUUUGGUUGUGGGUGGCAAUGCUCUCCAUGUGACCCUUAGUAGAUAAAUCCUCAUAGGUAUGUUUAGGAUAUGAUGAUGCUGAUUUGGACCUAUUGAUCACUUUCAUCUAAGUAUCCUAGGUCAGUUUUGUUCUCACCAAGAACCUUGUUACCAACCUUGCUACUUCUCGGUAAAGUAAAGUUGUUUUACUGCAUGAAUCAUGGGGCCUUUGUUAGAUUUUCUUCAGUAGGGUAGGACCUGUAGGUGUCAUCCAACUCAUGUUGUGUCUUCGAUUUCAUCCAACGUUUUUCUUUGCCUCUAGCUCAAUAAGGUUUAGCUUAAACAAUGCGAUGCUUCCAUCACUUCCUGCUAGUGCCUUUGCUAAUAAAAUUUUGACUGAUCUUUUCCUUUGGUAUGCGCUUGAUCUGCUCUUUGAAUCUGAUCAAGAUGGCAUUGCAUGAUAAUGCCUUGACUUUAUUGUUAAAUGAUGGAAGUGAUUAAUGUUCUCCUCAUGAUUUCUUCCACGGCUCACAAUAAGAAUGGCUCGUUCCUCAAUCGACGAGGUCUCUGAAUCUGAUGCCUUGCGUACUUGAAGAUUAAAGGACUUGACAAGAUCAUUGGCCAUACGGUAGUCAAAUCGAAGUGGGAGAGAACAAAAGAUGGCGAAACACAUAUUGGAUGGGUCUUCCCUGUUUCCAACACUGAAGAACCUGGAGCAGAGCCUGACCCUAUAAAUGGAGCUGAAAGUGUGAGAGAACUUUAUGAGAUUGCAAGUUCUGUGGAAUAAGAAUCUGAAGACAAUCGUCAACAACGAGAGCUCAGAGAUCAUUCGCAUGCUUAAUUAUGAGUUCAAUGAUUUAGCAGAGAAUGCUGAUCUUGACCUUUAUCCUCCUCACUUGCAAGCCCAGAUAGACGAAGCUAAUGGAUGGAUAUAUGACUGUACAAACAAUGGAGUUUAUAAAUGUGGGUUUGCCAAACAGCAGGAGCCUUACGAAGAGCCUUUCAAGGAGACCAUGCUCAGAGAACAAUAACUAUGUUGAACGCCUCUUCUGAUAAUCAGGAAAUGGAGAAGUCAUCAGGAUAUGAUUAUGAAGUAUUUUUGAGCUUUAGAGGACCAGAUACCCGUAGAGACAUUACUGAUUACCUUUACACCAGCAUGAUUGAUGCUGGAAUUCGGGUAUAUAGAGACGAUGAAGAGCUCCGCAUCGGGAAGGAGAUCGGCAAUGAGCUUCUCCAAGCGAUUGAGCAAUCAAAGAUCUCAAUACCAAUAUUUUCUGAAGGAUAUGCUGACAGUACAUGGUGCCUUAGGGAGUUGGUCAAGAUGGUGGAGAGCAAGAACAGAAGGAGACAAAAGAUCAUGCCCAUUUUCUAUGAUGUCACACCAUCCGAGGUAAAAAACCAGACUGAGCACUACGACAAGGCCAUUGUUUCUCAUGCAAAGAAGAGGCAGUUUGAUGAUGAGACUAUCUACAAGUGGAAGGCUGCUCUCAAUGAGGUCGGAACACUGAAGGGAUGGGAUCUCCAAAGCAUGCCAAACAGAGGCAAAGGUGAAUUUGUGAAAGAAGUUGUCAAUAAUGUUUUGACUGAGUUGAAAACUGCCUACUUGGAAGUAUUUGAUUGCUUUGUCGAAGUAGACAAUCAUGUGGAUGAAAUCAUGAGUAUGAUAGGUUCACACAAUGAUGAAACAAUGAUUGUUGGAAUCCAUGGUAUGGGUGGCGUGGGAAAGACGACUCUUGCCAAAACAGUGUACAAUCAACUUUCUAAUAAUUUUGUUGAUUGUUGCUUCCUUUGUGACAUCCGAAAGACAGAGAUUACGCGCUUGCAGAAUCAGCUCUUGUCGAACAUCCUUAAAAUGAAAUGGCCUGAUAUCAAUAAUGUCAUGGAAGGGAAAAAGGCGAUCAAGGAAAGGUUGUGCUUCAAAAAAGUGCUUCUUCUACUUGAUGAUGUUGAUGAUGCAAGCCAACUUGAUGCGCUCGUGCAGAAGCGUGAGUGGUUUGGCAACGGAAGCAAGAUUAUCAUUACAACAAGAGAUUGGGGAAUUCUCAAAGUGCCCACACUUGUUGAUGGGACUUACGAACUUAGUGGCAUGGAUUUUCAUCAUUCUCUUCAACUUUUUAGCAAACAUGCCUUUAGAAGAGAUUAUCCCGUUGAGCAAUACAUCUCUCACUCUGAAAGAGCAGUAAAUAUUUGUGGCGGUCUUCCAUUGGCUCUUGAAGUUAUAGGUUCUCUUUUAUCUGGAAAAAGCGUAGAGGAGUGGAAUGCCACAUUAAAGGAGCUAGAAGAAUCUCCUCAAGAGGACGUUGGAAAGAAGUUGAUGGUCAGCAUUGAGGCAUUAAAUGAAAACCAAAGAAAAAUAUUUCUCGAUGUUGCUUGUUUUUUCAUUGGGUAUGAUAAAAGAAUUGUGAUUCACAUGUGGGAAAGCUGUAAAUUUCUUCCUCAUCAAUCUCUUGGAAUCCUCCAGCAAAGAUCUUUGAUAAAGAUUAGAGAAGGUAACCGACUGUGGAUGCAUGAUUGGUUAAGAGACAUAGGAAGAUACUAUAUACAACAUGGAAGCAGCAACAAGCCAGAGAAGCGACAAUGGUUGUGGAAUCAUGCACAAGCAUUGGAGGUUCUGGAAAAAGCCCCGAUAGGAGGUGAUGUUCGUGGAAUUGGAAGUAUUGAAGCAUUAUGUCUCAAGCUUGACAAACUAUGUCAAUACUACUUGAUAAAGGAAUGCCUAGCAAGUCUUUCAAAUCUAAGGUUCCUUCAAGUAGAUAGCAAAGACUUCAACGGAGACACAAAGCCCAUCCUUACUCAAGUGGGUCGUUUAUUAUGUUACCAGAGGUCAAAUUUUCGUCAAACCACAUUUGGCCCACUUAUCCUUCCAGAGCUGAGAUGGCUUUCAUGGAAUUACUUUCCUAUCAGUAUGAAGCUCACCAAUUUCUCCCUCAGGAAGCUUGUAAUCCUUGAUCUCUCGAUGAGUAAAAUCACGGAGAAAUGGGAUGGAUGGGGCUGCAUCAAGUUGGCUAAGAAUUUGAAGGUCCUAAAUCUGACUGAAUGCGAAGAAUUGCAUAAAACUCCAGACUUGUCUCUUCUUGUGAAUUUAGAGCAACUGAUUCUCGAAAAAUGUGGGAAUUUGGUUCAAAUUGAUCGGUCCAUUAGUUACCUUAAGAAGUUAGUCUUCUUAAACUUGAAGUAUUGUAAAAGUCUCCGAGAGCUACCGGACGAGAUGGGUGCACUCGAAUCUUUAAAGGAACUUCUUCUUGACUCUACACCUAUAGAAGAGAUCCGUGAAUGGAGAAGGAUGCAGAAACUGGAAUUUCUCAGCUUAGUUGGAUGUAGAUCACUGAACAAAUUCAGUUUGGUUGGUUGCGCAACAUCAAUAGUGAAGCUUUCAUUAGUGGAUAGCCAUUUGACUCAGCUACCCAAGUCGAUCGAAAAUUUCAAUUCACUAAUUGAGUUGGAUUUAUCGGGUUCAACAAUUCAGGAAUUGCCUGAUUCAAUUGGAAAUAUGAAGUAUUUGAAAGUAUUAAAGAUGCGCCGCAGCUCAAUAAGAAAACUACCUAGCACCAUGGGAAUGUUAAAGAAGCUCGAAAAGCUAGAGGCAGGGGGUCCAUGUUUGGGAGGGGAAAUUCCUGAUAACAUUGGGAAGUUACCAAUUCUAAGAAUCUUGGUAUUGACAGGCACGGGAUUUUGGGCUGUGCCUCCGCUUCCGGAAAGUCUGAUCACUCUAUGUAUUUAUACAUACUCAUUAGAGACGUUGCCCGACCUCUCAAACCUAUUAUAUUUGAAAACUUUGAGGUUGCAAUUGCGGGGUAAUCUCUCAAAUCCUUCUGAACUUGAAGCAGCUCCAAGUCCUUGGUGGAUUGGAAGAUUACGCAUGCUCGAGUUCUUGGACUUGUAUUCUCCUUAUAUUGCCACCCUAUCUUCCGAUCUCAUUCUCCUUUCUCAGCUGAAGCAACUCAAGCUUCACUGCCGUAAUUUGCAAUGCCUACCUAGGCUUCCUACAAGUUUGUCAUACUUACAUAUCAAGCUUUGCAGGAGAAUAAAAACAACAAAUGAUCUUUCGAAUUUGAAAGCGUUAUCAGAAUUGUACAUUAUUGAUUGUGACAGGCUAACAGAGAUUCAAGGCCUUGAAGAUUUGGAGAACCUGAGAACGUUAGAGCUUGCAAGGCUUCCAUCAUUGGCAAAGUUGCCAGAUUUGACUAACUUGAAGAAACUCAAGAAAAUGCAUCUAAAGGAUUGUACUAAGUUGUUUGAGAUUCGAGGUAGUCCAGAUUCGUUGGAGAUACUUCACAUUGUGAACUGUUCAAAACUGCAAAUGUUGCCUGAUCCAUCAAGCUUCACGAAUUUGAAAGUUUGCAAUCCAUGAAAUGGAUUAGAUUUGAUUACAAUUUACAUACAAGCAUUUUUUUGGUAUUGUUGACAUUUUUCUUUUGAAUAUUUAGAGUUAUAUAUGUAUAAAGGCCUUUAAUAGGUACCGUCUCUUAUUUGUAAUCUGAUUUUGGAUCUGAAAAGUAAAUCUGUCAUGCUUACUAGCAAAAUGAAUGAGAAUC
Messenger RNA from Syzygium oleosum, 5213 nucleotides. Its product is annotated as disease resistance protein RPV1-like. The transcript is spliced from 8 exons. The coding region runs from base 1640 to 5029 and encodes 1129 amino acids. Gene Ontology annotation, biological process: defense response; signal transduction. Gene Ontology annotation, molecular function: ADP binding. Lineage: Eukaryota; Viridiplantae; Streptophyta; Magnoliopsida; Myrtales; Myrtaceae. The record is from RefSeq and is a predicted model, not a curated record.